Molecule: messenger RNA, 5280 nt
Organism: Etheostoma cragini (Arkansas darter)
Lineage: Eukaryota; Metazoa; Chordata; Actinopteri; Perciformes; Percidae
Gene: clmpb
Product: CXADR like membrane protein b
Exons: 7
Coding region: 433-1605 (390 amino acids)
Cellular component (GO): cell surface; membrane; cytoplasmic microtubule
Source: RefSeq, a predicted model, not a curated record
GUCUCCAUCCUUCAGCAUCCCCUCAUCCUCCACCUAUUCGCCCUCUUCCUCCUCCUCUCUGGCAUUUUGUGCAGCGGAGGAGUAAAGGAGGAGAGACUGCUGAGGAGGAGACAGAGGGGACCCUGAGACAACACGUCCCACGCCAGAGCCCGACAGCCAGGGAGAACUUUGAUUUGACGCCAAGUAGCCUGCGAUGACAAUGACGAUGAAGAGAAACAGCCACGUUUCUUCAUCUUCUUCUUCUUCUUCUUGGGAGGCUUAGAUAUUUCGGGCGUGUGCAACAUAUGAUGUCCUUGGACUCAUAUGCUCAGUGAAGAUUUAUUUAGGCUGUCUCUGAUUUCGCUGAUGGCGCUGCUUCGUUCUGCCCGCACUUAGGUCAGCCCAAUGAACGUGAAGGCGGUCUGAGCGCAUUGUUUCCAGCUCCGUUUGCAUAUGGGAUUUCCAGCCGUGAUGUCUGCAAUAUUUCGCUCUUUGUUUCUAGUUCUAUUCAGCCUGUUGUCAGUGGGUGCCCAGACGGAGAUGAAGAAGGUUGUCGGGGACAAUGCCACCUUACCAUGCCACCACCAGUUCCCGUCGUCCAACUCUCUUGACAUAGAGUGGCUACUGCAGAAACCAAACUCCAGACAAAAAGUGAUUAUUACCUUCUUUGGGGGCCAGGUUUACACCAAUGAGGCGACGGCCAACGAGGCCAGCCGUCUUUCCUUUGCUGGGGAGUACCUGGCUGGAGACGCCUCCCUGCUGAUCAGUGACCUGCUGCUGACUGACUCCGGGGAAUACCACUGUAAAGUCAAGACUGGGGGAAAGUACCACUGGAGCCAGGUCAACCUCAUUGUGCUGGUCAAACCUUCCAAGCCAAGGUGCUGGAUGGAUGGCAAACUCCUGGAGGGCAGUGAUGUCAAGCUGAGCUGCAAGUCCAGCGAUGGUUCUGACCCCAUCAACUACAAGUGGGAGCGAGUACUGGACAAAGGCAAGAGUCUGGGCAAAUUGCCAAACUUGGCACUGAUAGAUCUCAAGAACCCAGAGCUUGUGACCCUGAGGAAUCUCACCAUGGACAGCACAGGAGUCUACAGAUGCACAGCAAGCAAUGACGUGGGAGAGGAAAACUGUACCAUUGAGGUCACAAUGCAACAUGUGAGGGAUAUAGGCAUGGUAGCAGGUGCAGUCGUGGGAAUAUCCCUUGGUGUCCUUAUUGUCAUAUUAAUCAUCUGGCUUGUCUUCCGGAAGAAAGAGAAAAAGAAGUAUGAGGAGGAGGAGACUCCAAAUGAGAUCAGGGAGGACGCGGAGGCUCCCAAAGCCAAGCUAGUGAAGCCCAACUCCCUCUCCUCGUCCCGCUCCGGCAGCUCACGCUCCGGUGCCUCCUCCACCCAGUCCAUGGUGCACAACAGUGCCCUACGUGGUCACCGCCCUCGCCCACCUGCUGUAGCAGCUGUCAAGGAAAAUGGACAGCCUCCAGGCUUCCCCCAGUCCCCUCCAGCCUACACUUCAGUGGUGCCCAAGACCCCCGAGCCCCCUGCCACUCCCAAAUACAACUCCAGGAACAUGUCUGGGCCCACACCCCCAACCCUCAUGGUCCCGGCCCAGACCAAGGCCUUUCAGACUGUGUAGGACUGAAAGCCAACCACUUCAUGCAACCAUGUGAGACUCCAUCCCAGCCCAAGCCCCUAGCCCCCUUCCCAAAGACUAAGACUCUUCCAUAGACAAAGAAAUGCAACUAGUUUAAAGGAUGUAAUUAAAAGAAUCCAUACUAUAAGUCCAAAAGUACUUUUAAUGAAUGCAAACUUAAAAAGGGAAAAUAAGACGUUUGCCCCCUACUGAAUUACAUUAAACAACAAAACUAAAAGCAAGACCUGAGAUGCAACACUGUUCAUGUCUCAUGGCUGAAGGCAGAACUUAUUUUCUGAGUUCUGUCUUUUGGCUUUGUAAGGCACAAGAAAGUAUUGUGUGCAGCCAGGGGGAAUGUGCCCCCUGUAGUAGUAGAGCUUUUAUUUAUUUAUCAAAUCAAAGGGUGAGGCAUGCAGUAGAGAAAAAAAGGAACACAGUGAAAGCUGGAUGAUGAAGUAGAUCCAAGACAGAUACCAAUGGAGUUAUACAGCUGUUGAGUUUUGGUUGUCGAAAAAUAUGAGAUGCAUUACAAGCAGGGUGGAAACAAGGAGGAAGAAAGUGCAAGAGUGGAAGAGAGCUACUGAUUUUUUUUUUACCCUGGGAGGAGGGGGGGGGCGUGGGGUGAGUCUCUGAUUCAUGUCACCCUGCACCUCUGACUUGCUGUCUCCAGCACCUGCUCUGGAACCACAAACCCCUUUUCCUCCCAAGGGCUGGGCCUGUUGUGCCCAUCCAUGUGAAAAGACACAGUGUGCGGCGUGUGCAUCAUCUGCCUCAGUGCUCUCGGUCUUUUCGUGCUCCCAUAAUGAACCCAUGAGAAACCACAGCAUUCCUGAGACUGACUCAGCUGGCUCACACACAGCUCAUCUGCUUUACCAAUCAACAGGGGAAACUUCAGGUGCAAGGAUGUAGCAUUGACAGUCAAAUCAGAUCAAUGGAGUCGAUACCCCCUUCUACAUCUUGUCUACAGAUAUCCUUUUUCUGGUACUGAAUAUCUUUCCUGAAUAAUUAAAUAGUAUGUAUUAGGCCUAUAGCAAGUAAAAUACUUUAAAUAUAGGGGAUAAUAAUCUAUUAGACCAGCUGGACUUGUUUUUAUUUUAUUGUUUUUCUGUUUUCCUGUGUUUCUUCUCUCUGAACAGGUUGUAACGGGUGACAGACAGCUAUAUGUCCAUUCAUCCAUUUUAAGAAGUGCCACCAAUCCCUAGGAUGGGUUAUUAUUUGUUUGCUUUUUUACUCUUUUGUUUACCUGCUACAUUUCUGAACCAAAACCAAAAUCUGUCACCAUGAAUGUGUGAUGUACAAAGAUGGUGGAUCCCAUUAUUUUCUGCUCCCUAUAGGUACGGAAUCAAUAUUCAAGCUAAGGCACAAAGAAUUGACUUUGACGUUCAAUUUUACAAUUCCUAUGUCUGAAUGAAGGGAGCGAAGAGUAUGGUUCUAGAGACUUCAAUUGUACAGGCUGUGUAUGGUAUCAUUGUCAGUACUCUCCCUGGAUCCAUAACAAUGGAGUGGCACUUGAUUGCUGUCUCGCUGAAUCACCAGGGCCUGCUUGGUUAUUGGUCGGGCUGAGCCAAUUUUCUUUUCGUUGUAUCCUCAGACAGGCCAUGUGCAGUUUGAUUGAAAGUAUCUGAAAAAGGGGGAAAGUAGCCUAUCUAGUGUGCCUUUGCAAUCCCUCUUCUCUUCUGGUUUCUUUCUGUGUUCUUAUCUUCAGCACGCCAGUGGUUAAGUCUCUGUUCACAUCCAGCUUUGAGGGUCAACAGUAGCAAAUACUGAGAGAUACAACUUCACAAAAUGUGCCCUAGUAAUAACAGAUGCAGCCUAGGGAGCACCAAACAGAGUUAAUUAUCUAUGGUGAGAAAGCAAUCCCAUGCCAUGGGACAAUGUACUGUACAUUCUGUAAUCAGUCUUGUUUUAUAUUGUACAUACAGAUAAAUAUACGCACAUGAUGUCAUUUAAUUUAGAAAUUAAGGGUAUGUGAGGGGAGAUAUACCCCUUACAAAAAAGUCAAAUGGGAAACCCCAAAGUGAAUUUAAAAUGUGUGGUUUUGUGCACACAUGUUGUGUGAACCAGUUAAACCCCGAGGUCUUAUGUCACCUUUUGACAUUUUUUAUAUUUCAAGUGUAGAAAAAAAUACUACUGGCCAGAUUCUCAUGUGAUGUUGAAUGGAUUUUAUUGAUCUCCCCCCACCCCACCCCCGGGGAUUCUUCAUAUUUUUUGUGACCUCAUGACAUUUCCUGAGGCACCACCAGUGGGUCAAAAUUUCUUCUUCACCAGAAAUUGGGCAUUGAUCUUGAAUAGUAUCUGCCAGGAGUAUUUAUAGUCAACACAUAAUAAAUAUUUUGGUGAACCCUAACCUUUAUUCUGACGUGCCAUCCAUAUCAAAAUGACCUUUUGUGGAGCUGUUUAUACUGUAAACAGCCCCACAAAAGUUUAUACUGGAAAUAAGCUGAUUUUAUUUGUUUUUAUGACUCUCAGGACAAACUAAACAAUAUAAGGUCCACUACUGUUUCCCAGAAGAGAUAUUUAUCAGGAAAAUACUUUAAUAGUAUAGCUAGUAUUGAAUAUUACUAUUCUCUCUGGGCCAGUAGCAGGUAGAUGCUAAAAUGUAGUACCUAAAGGUAACUGGCAUGUUAACGCAGGGAUACUGGCGUCAACACACAUACAGAUAUUUGAACCCUCCUACAACGGCACAUUGUAGUGAAUAAAUAUAAUCCCAAAGGCAGAAAUAAACUAAGUAAAAAUAAUUCUACAUGAAGACGUGACUUCUGAAUACCUUAUGAAUACCAGGAUGUAAUCCUGUCAUUUAAAACUAGUAGUUAAACUAGUAUUGCUAGCUAGCUAGCUCCUAACUGAAGUGUUGACUCUUGUGAGGUUCACCAGUUUUCAUUGUUUGGUGACUCGUUCAGUUACUACAUUCUAGCACUUUUCCCAGUAGCUUCAGUAGCCCGCUAGAUUUAAUUUGGUUUCACUUCAAAAUCUAAAGCUUUAGACUGAAGUAAAACCUUUCACACAAGAUGACGUUGUUCAACCUCAAAAGUUCUGAAACCCAACAUCUGCGUGAGAAGCACAUGUGGUUUGACUUCACAUGCGGGAUUUCACAUGCGACUUAACUGUAAAGGAAGCUGGAAAAAAAAUGCCUUUUAUAUUUAACUAAAGACAGCAGUUCAUAUUUAAACAGGGAUGCUACUGUGUGUGUGCGUGUGUGUGUGUGUGUCUGUGUGUGCGUGCUUGCAUGCAUGCAUGCAUGCAUGUUUGUGAAUGUGUGUGUGUGUCUGUGUGGGUGUGUGCAUGUAAACUCAGUAUAAGCCCUUGGGCCACACCCACAUAUUCUCAUGUUAUCCAUUUAAUGAGAGAGAAGGAUCCAGUCAGGCAAAGUAACCUCUAUCCAAAUUGAUAUGACUGCAGACUGGCUGUGUUUAUUUUAGUUUUCACUGACUUCUAUGCCUAUUAACCUUGGCUUCACAGGCAGUAGUCAUGUUUUUUUGUGGGGGUGGUGUCUCGAGACAAAGCACGUCCAUAAUUCAUAAUAUUGUCAGCUCUGGAGGCCACUUGUAUGCUGUCUCCGUGCUCUUGCUGUUUCUUAACAUAGAAUGCACUCAGCCCUGGGUGUACCGAUGGCAUCUAAAGGCGGACACACACACAGACACACACACACACACACACACACACACACACAUACACAAA